AUGAAGCUUUUAACAAAAGAAGAGAAGGAUGCACACUUACAACACGUCAUUUCCGAAGGUGCAAAAGGUUUGGUAUACGGAGCUGUUGUUUCAGCUGGUAUCUUUUCAUACUUGAAGUACAGGAAACCAGCGAGGUUUGCUACAUUCACCGGUUCCAUCAAGGCUGCCAUCUUGGCCAUGCCAACCAUCUCUAUUGCGGCAUUUUGGGCAGACCAAGGUUCAUGGGAGUUUGACCAAAUGAUGCACCAGUCCGAUUACCAACAAGAACAAGUGCUUAAGGAAUACCGUGAAUACAACAAAUUAUCUUUGUCUGACAAGAUUUUUACACAAUUGAACAACCACAAGUAUCAAAUCAUCAUUAGUGCUUGGGCCGCUUCCUUGUACGGUUCAUGGGUUCUUGUCAAUAGAGACAAAAUCAUGACCACCGCACAAAAGGCUGUGCAAGCAAGAAUGUAUGCCCAAGGUAUCACCAUCAUCUUAUUGUUAGGAACUAUUCUUUUGGCAAUGAGAGAAGAAGAGAUCAACAAGAAAAAACCAAAGCCACUCCCAGAAUGGAGACAAAUUGUCAAUGAAAGAGAAGCUGAAUUGAAGCGUUUGGAAAAUGAAAAAGACGCCAAGGCAUUUAAUGAAAAGGCGGAGAAGUUACAAAAUGCCCCAUCAGCCAUAUUGGAAGAGCUUAAAAAGUAG
Messenger RNA from Lodderomyces elongisporus, 687 nucleotides. RefSeq lists its product as uncharacterized. The transcript has a single exon. Bases 1 to 687 code for a protein of 228 amino acids. Gene Ontology annotation, cellular component: mitochondrial inner membrane. Gene Ontology annotation, biological process: mitochondrial respiratory chain complex IV assembly. The record is from RefSeq and is a predicted model, not a curated record. NCBI's taxonomy places the organism in Eukaryota, Fungi, Ascomycota, Pichiomycetes, Serinales, Debaryomycetaceae.